AUGUCUGAUUUUACACCGUUUUUCGUUGAUCGAGCGAAAGUAGGCAGAGCUUCUUGCAAGGGUUGUAAAGGUAACUGUCCCAGCGGGGAAAUACGCAUUGCCAAAAUUGUACCAAGUCCAUAUGGAGAGAAUCAACAGAUGAAGUCAUGGCACCACGUAGAUUGUUUGAUGAACGCUCUGUUGAAACAACGCCCAGCCACAAAGAGGAUAGAUUCCAUAGAUGACAUAGGUAAUUGGGCAAACUUAAGCCAGGAAGACCAGGAGUACAUUAUAAAGAAGAUCAAUGAAAUGGAAAAGUUGUAUGCUGACAAACAUUCAGGGAAAUAUACAGCUAAGGUGUUAAAAAAUGAAUCCACUGCAACACAGAGUUCAAAACUUGCUUCACCAAGUAAAAGUAGUGACGGUACAGAGAUUUCUACAGAUGAUAAUAAGUUUUCUACAUUUUACUCACUAUGCAAAAAGAUUUCUAAAGUGGACGCAUAUACAGAAAAAACAGCACUAGUAAAUAAUUUUUUUACUAAUGGUUGCAAUAAUAAAUUUAAAGGUGAUGUUGUGUUGUGGUGUAAAAUGUUAUUACCACAAGUAUCAAAAAGGGUAUACAAUUUAAAAAGCAAACAACUUGUAAAACUUUUCUCCCGAAUCUUUAAUAUUGAUCAUGAUGAUAUGUUAACACAUUUAGAACAAGGUGAUGUUGCUGAUACUAUCCAAAAAUUCUUCUCAAAGUCAAGAGCAGUUCAACCAGCCAUGGAAAGUACUUUAACAAUCCAAGACAUUGAAACAUUUCUUGAAGAACUCUCAAAACUGACAAAAGAAGAUGAACAGAUAUACCAUUUCAAGAAAAUAGUGAAAAAGUGCUCCUUAAAUGAUAUAACAAUGUUGAUAAGGUUAAUUAAAGGUGACCUGAGAAUAAAUGCAGGACCAAAGCAUAUAUUAGAAGGUGUCCAUCCUGAUGCCUAUAAAGUUUUUCAGACAUCUCGAGAUCUUGACAUGGUUUUAGAUAAGGUUCUUUUAAAUAACAGUAAUAUAAAACGUAAGGAUGCUUCUCCGAAGACAGUCCAUGCUAAACUAAGUCUUAUGACCCCAAUAUUGCCAAUGCUGGCUGAGGCCUGUAAAUCAGUAGAAAUGGCAAUGAAGAAAUGCCCUAAUGGGAUGUUUUCUGAAAUAAAAUAUGACGGAGAACGAGUUCAGGUACACAAAAAAGGUAAAGAGUUCAAAUACUUCUCUCGAGCCUUAAAACCAGUGAUGCCUCAUAAAGUUAGCCAUUUUAAAGAUUACUUACCCCAAGCAUUCCCUAAGGGCGAAGAUAUGAUAUUAGACGCUGAAGUAUUAAUGGUGGAUGUUAAAACAGGGAAACCUUUGCCAUUUGGUACAUUGGGUGUCCAUAAACAAUCCGAGUUUAAAGAUGCGCAAGUCUGUCUAUACAUAUUUGAUUGUUUAUAUUAUAAUGGAGAAGUUUUAAUGGAUAUGCCUAUAAAGAGGAGAAGACAAAUAUUACAUGAAAACAUGGUUGAAGUGAAGAAUCAUAUAAUGUUUUCCGAACAGCAGCUAAUAAGGAAGCCUGCAGAUUUAGCUAAUAUGAUAGCUGAGGUGUUACAGUUGGGCUUAGAAGGUUUAGUACUUAAAGAUUUAGAAUCUACAUAUGAGCCCGGUAAACGACAUUGGCUAAAAGUGAAGAAAGACUAUUUGUUUGAUGGAGCCAUGGCUGAUACUGCCGAUUUAGUUGUUUUAGGAGCUUGGUUCGGAACUGGUAAAAAAGGUGGAAUGAUGUCUGUGUUUCUAAUGGGCUGUUUGGAUACUCAUAAAAACAAAUGGGUGACAGUAACAAAAGUACACACUGGACAUGAUGACAAUACUCUGGAAAGACUACAAAAAGAAUUAGCUCCACUUAUGACAAAAAUAUCUCAAGACUAUAAUAAGGUACCAAUGUGGCUGGAUUGUAAUAAAGGGAUGGUACCAGAUUUUGUGGCUUUGGAUCCACAGAAACAACCUGUAUGGGAGAUUACAGGAACUGAACUAACAAAAGCAAAUCUACACACAGCUGAUGGCAUUUCAGUGAGAUUUCCUCGAGUCACUAGAAUAAGAAAUGAUAAGGACUGGAAAACGGCCACAAACUUAGUAGAGUUAAAAAAUCUAUAUAAUACAUCAAAAGAGAAGACAGACGUGUCUCUUCUGAAUAAAUUGGCUGCGACAGCAUCAGAGACUGAACCGCCUAAGAAAAAAUUGAAAAAAACUCCAAAUAAAACGAAUAACUUGGAUUCUUUUGUGAAACGGGAAAAAGUCGACGCCCCAAAGGAAUCAAAACCUAGUCCCUCGAAAGGCACUUUAGAUGCAUUUAUUAAAAAGGAAAUAAAAUCUCCUAAAGACACAAAUAGCACAGAAAAAAGUAUAAAAAAGAAACUUAAUAUAAAAGAGGAAGACUCAGAUGAAACAAUGGAUAUAUUACAAUUCGAUGACCCAAAAGAGCCUUUAAAUCCCUUACCAGACGUAUUUAAGGACAAAAGACUUGGAUUUUACCCUGAUUUUAUAAGUGUACCCGAAGAAGAGAGAGAUAUCUUUGAGAGACACUGGAUAGCAUACGGUGGUACAGUUGUGAAAUCGUUAAAACAAAUGGACGUCGAUUUCGUUAUACAUACUGAUAAAGAGAUAGAGUUUAGGAGAAUGCAGAAAUUGAAACGGAAAAUAUCAAGUGAUCCAAGACACGUGACGAAGAAUUGGUUGAUUGGAUGCAUCAAUAAUGUUCAAUUAGUUAGCACUAAUCCUUAUGCAGUAACUAUAGUACCUUGA
Messenger RNA from Leptosia nina, 2784 nucleotides. The record is from the annotation of a GenBank genome assembly. Lineage: Eukaryota; Metazoa; Arthropoda; Insecta; Lepidoptera; Pieridae.